AUGAGGCCGACGUCGAUGUUAACUCAAAAUCAGCCGCCACCUCCGCCGCCGAAGCCCACCGGAAAUUGGCGAUUUAUUCGGCCUCUCAAUGGUUCGUUAUUAUGGGUUAAAAUUAUUGAAAUUCGUCCCGACAUGUUAGAAGUUAUUCAAGUUGCCAUGUGAGAUACUGAACGAAGCUCUCCUAUUUUUUUGAAUUUGUCGAUCUUUCAAAAUCAUUUUCCAAAAUGGAAAAAAAUAACUAUUUAAAAACUUCAUCAAAAUCUGUGAGCGUAUGCGGUAACGUCGCGAUUAUUUCAUUUCUUGGGCUCCAUUGCGUUUUGAAUGCAAUUUUUUUCCUAUUUUAUUAAACCAGCAUCCUCAAUACUCCGAAGGCACUUCCUAAUGUAAAAAGUAGAUAACCCAGUAUCAAUCGAUUCUUCGAACGUUUUUUUUUCCUUCAGGCAAUAUUUAUUCGGUUAUUGACGUGCGUUUGAGCCUGUUGUGGCUGAUAUGAUAUUUUCUCGCUGAUAAGCCUCCGGAGGGGUUCGAAUUUCUUCUUCGCUUUGCUUUUUCAACUUUCUUUAAACUUCUGUCUGCUUUUUCUUGAGUGUUCAGUGGUUUUUUUCUGUUUUUUUAAGAAAGCUAUUUAAAAAACUCUUCUCAAAGAUUCAGCAGAAUUUUUGGGAUUUUCUUGGCAAGACCUAUGAGUUUAUUUUUUUGAAAAUAUCAAAAAUGUUUUUUUCGAUAUUAUUAAGUUUAUCUCCAUUAUUUUGUUUCUAAUCAGCUUAGUCUAAUAUAACAAUUUUCCUUCAGUUUCAUAAGUUAAAAAUUAAAAAAAAAGAAAUAUGUUUUUUUGAGUCUGAGCAAAAUGUAACCGUUUGUUCCCUCGUUUUUUAUCAGAAAAAAGAAAAGUUCAUUUUUCUAUUUUUGGUCAAAAGUUUAACAGAAAGGACUUUUUUUUAUGUAAAAGAAAAAAUUUUCCUAGUUUUCAAAGUUUUAUUGUUAAAAGUUGAAUUAAUAUGGUUGCGGCUACUUGGCCUUUGGACGAAUUGACCGAAACGCCUGGACGUUCUUUCAAACUCCAAACAACUAACGCAUACUUUAUUCAUGAAACGAGCCUAUAGUUGGGUAGAACAAAGAGUUCCUCUGGACUAUUUUUUCCCUUUUUUUAUUUUCAGCAAUGCGUUUGCGGUCGCGUCGCGAUUUAAAGAAUUACAUAACGAGUUUUUGAAAUUUGGAGGGUUUCUUGAAAGCGAGUUUGCUCCGGCUCCCUCAUCAAAUCUCAUGAAUUAUCUAGCUAACUUUCAUGAAAAACGUUAUUUUAAGCCUGUGUGGCGACUAUGUUGACGUCAUUUUCACGUUAAUCAGUUCGGUACCAUCUUCCUGUGUGAGCAGUUCUAAUGACGUCAUUCUUACUCCUUGUCCCUGUUCUUGUCCUGCUGAACUCUUGCAAAUCCUAGUUUAUUCAUGGAACAUUCCACAAGCCAUUACUCUCCACACAAAAAAGGAACAGAAGGAAAAAAAAACUCGAGCUUUUCCCCCUCACUGCCAAUUUCCAUUUAGCUUUUAUGUGUGUCUUCCUCCAUUCAGUCCACGUUGUCCAGUUUUUUUUUUCCUGGCUUUUAUUUUUGUUCUAGUUGUGCACCACCGCACAACUAAACGGAAAUGAGAGAAAUCGGAGAUAUGAUUGAAGCUUUGUUGGCCAAAGUUUUCUUUCUGCAGGCUUUUGUUAAAAGCGUAAAUGGGCUGGACUUCCGUUUGGGGUUUUUUUCCAGGGACGUUAAGAGAAAGAAGAAAUUGCACUUAAUGCCUGGAAACAAAGGACUCUGUUUUCGAAUUAGCUAUUUUCCAAUAAAGUACCUGAAUCUGUUUUGAAAAAAAUUAUAUUUAUAAAAUUCAAGUGUUUUUUUUUGUUUUCAUUUGUGUUCUAAUAGCUGUUUCUUUCAUUAAUGAUGAUUCCACUGUAAUAUAAUUUUGUGGUUCGACCCGUUUAAAAUGUUUUUGCUGAUUUUCAUCAUGACUCAAAAUCUCGAAAAGGUUGCCCCAGCGUUAAUUCACCGAUUUACUGCUCGCAAACCGGCUCUCAAGAGAGGUUUUUUUUUGCAAGAAACCGUUGCGCAAUCGGUUUUCGCCGUUGUGACAGGAAGCAAAAGCUGAAAAGCAAACACAGAACCCGACGAGGAGAUUGCAAGGAAAAAGUUUUUUUUUUGGGAAAAUUGAUUGGACGUUCCGUCGACGGAGGACAAAUUGCAAUCUCUUGCCAUGUCCUCCUCCCUAAUGGUCGGCCGUUUUUCACACUCUUCCGGUUUUUUUUUCAUCCGUUUUUGCUAAGUUCAGUUCAGGCUCGGUUUAUUAUGUUUUGCUUGCAGGCUUUGUUUUUCUGGUUUCUCGUGCCCUUUCUGAAAUUCCGUUUCUUCGGUUUUCUCUCCGGAUAGGCUCUAGUGAAAUAGGUGUGAAUAAAUAGCCGCUAGUUAUCAACAGAGCAACAUUUCUGGUUUCUCUUGGAUUGAGUGUUUUUCUUUCAUUCACUGGCAGUCUUUCAAUUGGAGGGAGUUGGAGAAUUGAGCUGCUAGUUAUCGAGAUAGCAAAUUUUCGGAGUUUCAGCUUUUCAGCUUAGAAAAUUAGGAAUCAGAUCAAAAACCCGUGAAUCUCCACAAAUUCUCGCGAAGUUUCUCAGCAAUUUUGAUCAUUUUUAUUUCUGCAGCGACUAUCCAAAUUACUGGUUCAUAUAUUAUUAAUGAAGUUUCUCAAGUUUCCUUUUUCUCUGGCCCAAGUCGUCGACAUUAUCGGUGGAGCAGUUUACCAUCUCUUGACAAAGCUAUUUUUUCCCGAAGCUCAUUUUCCGCCUCAAAACCCACCAUUUUUCAAACGACAAAAAAGGAAAUAACAUUCCAAAAAAUAACUGGCGAGAAUACCAAUCAUAACAAUUGCUCCCCGGUUGUUUUUCCUUUUUCUUUUUGAUCCCAGACGAUGAAAAAAUUCGUUGGAAUGUUAAACGAAUGGAACGACGAACACAGAAAAAACGGCUGUGCCCCGCGGCGAUUUUCACACAUUUUAGCCGUUUGUUGCUGUGUAAAAUUGGGCCCCCGUGCCCUUUUUAUCGCUUAGAAAUGACCUUUUGAAGCUUUUUGUCAGCGAUUUGGACCUUUUUUUCUGGUUUUCAAAUACUUCAAUAAAGAUAGAGUGACUGACAUCAUAACAUUUUUUUUUAAUUUAGAGCUUUCUCUGUGAUAUCCGGCUUUUUCUCGUUUUCCAAAAAAAAAUUUUUUCUACUUAGUUUCCGUGCUCUCUCCAUUUUCCAGUAAAUAAAAACAGAAUUCAAACUCUAAAAACUUGCUAUAUUGAUAAUUAACAGCUAUUUUCUUGUCUGGAUUCUCUUUUUUCGAAUGCUGUCUUUUUUGGAUUUUAAUUUGACUAUCUUUAAGCUCAUUCAAACUUGUAAGAUGUUUAGCGAUAAACUGGCAAAUUUUACGUUUUUAUAUUUUUCUCUGCUUAAUCUUUUUUCACAGCUUGACCAGAUUGUCGCAUGUUUUCCCCGUGGAAACAUUUGUAACCGCCAGAUGUUCGGCCUUUUUUUUCAACUUCUUAUCCUUGACGUUUCUUUUUGACAAAUCGCUGCACUACGCCAACGUAAACUUUUCCGGUUGUUUUUUUUUUCGGUUUGGAAAGUGCUUUGAACUUUUUUAGUUGGUUCUUCUGCAGUUGAAAGAGGUUUUUAAGUCAUAGGCUUGAAAAAAAACUUUUUCUUCAUUACGGUUGCUGUCUUUCCUUAUAAAGUUCAAAAUAUUAUACGAUAUUUUUUAGUCGAAACUGUCCGUAUCAAGAGCAUUUGAAAGUGAGACAUAUAUACAGUGAGAUCUUUUCAAAAUUUAUUUUUUACUCUUAUUUUUAAUUCUAAUAUUUUCGUUACUUAAGGUUUUUUUUUCUCUGAUGCUUCGAAGUUUUCAACGGAUACUGUCCUUCUGGAGCUAUUUUUCACUAACUUCCAACCUCGUUUCCAAUGAAAUUAUAUCCAGAAACUCUUAAGGGGACCCUCGACCGAUUGUCCUUUUCUGACCGUCCAACCCACCUAGUACAUGAAUAUUUUCGCCCCACCGCGCAAAUCAUCGCUUCGAUUCCAGUUCCAACCGUUUCCGACACCGACCAUGUACGUGUAUAAAUUUCGUUGAGGACGAACAAGAAGAAUAGCAACGGAAAAAAGGGAAAGGUGCGGAUGACACGAGAACCGACCGCCCCCUCUAAUUGUGGCUAUUUUGUCGCCGCCCUUGGUGUCUUUUUUGGGAUAUUUUUUUGUUAGUUUGAGCCCGUCUUAUUGGUUAAGUAGGCUGGUUAUGACACAUUCGUUAUAUUUUGGACUUUUAGAUAGACUUCGAAAUUUUCAUUUUGAGAAACGGAAAAGUUUUCCUUUAGUUUUACAAUUUCAUUCAGGUUAAGAUAGGGACCGCAAAGCCACGCCCCUUUUCGCGAUAGAAAAAGUGGCUUUUUUUUGGUGUUCAACUUUCAUUUUGCUGUAGUUGCAAAAUAUGUGGAACUGGAUAAUAAAUUUUGGCACACAUGUACAAAAAAGCUUCCUCUUUCGUUUGAAAAAUAUUUCACGCUUUUUUGAUGCGUUCUCGCGGAAUGUCGUACAAAAACGUGAAUGAAACUAAAAAAUUUUGUCGUUUUUUGCUUUUUCAUGUGUUUUUAGGUCGAACGCACUCUUUCUUUUUUUAAAUAAUGAUUUUGAUUCAAGUAACGGUAAUUUUAAAACAAUAAAAUAAAAAAUUCGUCUUUGCCAAAAAUUUUAGGGAGUGCCGAAAGUCAUAAUUCAAAAUAUCGUUAAUAAGCGAAUAUAAUCGAGUUUUUGUUUUUUCAAAAUUUAGACCAUGGGCUUACUUAAAUUUUUCUCCACAGCAUAUGUGCUUGAAAAAGUUGUUUGAUACGCAAAAAUGCUCUUGAAAAUAGAGAAUAAAAUUAGCGGCGUUUAUCACACCGAAAGCGGUCGAACGCAGGUUUUUUAAACGAUUAUAUACAUUUAUUAGUAAAAAAUCUUUCAAUUAAAAGAAUAAAAUAAAAAAUUCGUCUUUGCCAAAAAUUUACGGGGCCGUUUUAACGCAGCGAUCGUUAAACGAGGCAAAAAGCACUAAAAAAACAGUUUUUUCGAAGUGAAUUUCCACGAAAAGUUUGAGUAAAGAUUUGCGAACAUAUUCUGAUAAAAAUAGCUUCAUUACUUCAAGUUUUUCUUUUUGAAAUAGGCAAUCUGUGCUAUUCAAACGGCUCAAGGGUAUGGCGGAUGGAAACUCCCUUCGCUAGACCUAACAGCUUGGCGCAGCGCGUGCGCUGCGAUUUUUUUCGUUUUGAGGUCGCGAGUUCGAUGCCCGCAAGCGCCCGUUUUUUUUGUUUUCUGGAAAAUACCGACUUUUUCGGCAAACUAGCUGAUUAGCAUUAUUUUAGCAAUCUAUUAUGAUUUGUUACAUCAUAAUAGACCAGUAUCAAAACUUGUUCUGGAAGAAAAAUCGAGAAAAAUGUCAAAAAUGGAUAAUACCAAAAUUUCAGUACUAAAAAAAUGGUGCGCGGCGCGCCACAAUUUUCGUCAUAACUUUUUUCAUCCAUAAUCUUUUUCGAAAAACUAAACGGUUCUGAGUUUUGAAUCGAAACAGCUAUCAAACCAUACAAAGCUCAAUGCUGAAAAAAUUUUUUUGAAAAUUCGUCUGCGGUCCCUAGGUUAAGACAGUUUGAUCAAUUUUUUGCUGUGAAUCUUCCAUUUUUGUCAUCUAUAACUUGAAAUAUAGGAGUUUUUACAUUCUUAAAGUCAAAUUUCAGAUCUCCAGUCCAUUUCAUACGGUUCUUCCAUAGUAUAAUGAGAAUUUCAAGAUUUUGCGAGGUUUUUAAGACGUUUUAGUUGCCUGUAGACUGUUUUUCAAACUUUCCUCUAAGAUAAAAAGCUUAGAGGCCAAAAAAACUUUCAAAAAUUUUUUUAAGUUUUGGAGUAGAUUAUUUCUAUUCAUUUUUAUAUUUUUUUGCUCACAAUAUAAAAAUUUUUUUGCAAAGUCUGGUAAAGUCGAAGCUCGGCGAAGCUUCAAAAUUCUCGAAAUUUCCCACCAUUUUUCUUCUAAAUAGGCGCCUUGAGUAAUUCCUGAUUCUCUUUUUCCUUUUAGAAGACGACCAGGAACACGAAAAUCAGAACGGAAGUUUUUUUUUUCUCCUGGCUAAAUUUUAUUCCCACGAGGUUUGCACAGACCCAGAUGCACAUUAAACUUGGAAAAUCGUCUGCGUUUUAUGGACACGGAAAGCGCUCGAAUCUGAAUAUUUCAAGGUUUUUUUUGUUGAGCAAAUGAGUUUGUUUUCCGUUUUGGAAAGGGUUUUCUUUGAUUCUUCCGUUUUUUAUGUGGUCCGAAGUUUUGAGCGACACGGAAAAGUCUAGUGGACUACUUUCCUCGCUAGAUCUUCUAGGAUUUCCAGACUUUGCUUGAGAUUCUCGUUUUUUUGGUUUUUCACUUUUUUGUAACUAGUUGAAGUUAAGUGUUGUAGAUAGUUUUAUCGGUUGGAUCCAAUUUUGUUUGGUCCUUUUCGUCUUAUCUGACGAUUUCGAAGUAGUUUUAAGUUAAACUCUGGUUUUUGAGAACCUUCCUUGUAACAGAAAAAUAGUUUCCAUCAAUAGAGCUUAUUUCGCGCGGAAGGAAAUUAUAAACAAUGCGGAGCCAUUUUUCUGUAAUUUCGGCUGCCAUUUAUUCUUCCUAAAAUCGCUUCAUUGACAAAUCGUCGGUUCAGUGAUUAUUAAUGUUAUCAAGGAUGAAAAAAACUUUCUUAUUAUGCUCAUAAAUAUAUAAAACUGUCUCUUGAUGUUUUUCAUAACAUCACAUUUUUUACCUAAGAAGAAAAGUGUUCUCAGCCAGAAGUUCAACAUUUAUUGAGGUGCAUUUCAAAACAGUCGUCAUUUUCCCACGCUUUUCUAUAUUUUGAUUGAAAGUUUUAUGAUGGGACUGUGUUUGGAAAGAUCUGUAUGUAUAAGUAUACAUAUGGGGAGUGUUUGGGGAGUCUAACGGUUUGAUGAGUCAUCAUUUGGAGAGGAGGAGAGCGCCGCGCGGCCCGCGGGUGUUUUUUUUUAUUCAACGUUCCUUUUUUUUCGGUUUCGUCUGACGGACACCUGGGAUCUAUUCCUUUUUGUUGCAGUUACUGUUUUUUGGUCUUUCUCACUCUUAUAUUUAUAGUUUAAUAUCAAUUUUUAGCUUUUCAUCCGAAUUUUCGUUAAAAGUUCUUUUAGCCUUACUUACUUUCCUUCAGUAUAGGAAAAAAAAACAUGCUCUCAGGUUUUUCUUCCAAAAAACAGUAUGAAAUAAUCGUAGGAAUGAACCAUCAGUUGUGCUAAUUUUUCUUAUAGAUUCUAUUUUUCGAUUUUUCCGAGUUAUUUCCCCUCGUUAGAGCAAAUCUCUUCAUGAAAAAAGCUUUUUCGCACGAUAUAAAAUUUUAUUUUUGUGUUUCUUUUUUCUCACAAGGCCGUUCCGAUGAAAAUUGACUUUUUUUUCCUAUUCAUAUCAAUGGAGCAUUUUUUUUUAAAUAAAACUUCGUAUUUACUGUCUAAUUUUUCUCAAUGAUUUUUCUGAAUUUCGGACUGAUUCUUGUAGGUCAUUUUUCUAGGUAGAAAAAAGCGAAACAAUUUUUUUUUCAAUGUCUUCUAUAAAUCCUUUCGUUCAAAAAAAAAAUCGAAAAUCUUCAAUUUUCCCACGUGAUUUAUGGUUGGAAUGACGUGACCGCCACUUCAAACUUCCUUGUCUAAAUUUUUAUUCACUUCACUUCACUUUUCUUUAUGUUGACCUAAACACUUGUCCUCCCCCAAAACCGCUCAAACACAAGCUUCAGUCUUCUGAUACGCGACUUUGUCUGUCUUCAAAUUUUUUCGAAUUUUUUCGUCUGACUUUUUCGCUUUUUGAACGGUUUAAACAUGAAAACCCAGCAUUGAGGAGACAUUAAGGUGUAAAUCAGUGAAUAAAAUUUGAACGGGUUUGAAGGCUGUUUGAACGAUUUUGCACGAAGUUGGCUGUAUUUUAUCAAUAGGGCCAGAAACUUCUCGAACAUAGCUCAUUUUUAGAAGUUUUAAUAAUUUUCAAUGAUUAGCCUAAUUCAAAAGAAAACCAUGAGACUCAAAAAAAAGGCCAUUGUUUUUUUAAUAGCUGAACACAUUUUUUUUAAUUUUUCAUAAAUUUUGAGCCUUUCCCAUAAAUUAAAUUCGUUGUCGUCUUGCCCCUCCGUACAAUUUUAUUCUUUUUGCCUUGACCAUCCGACCGAGAGGGGAAAAAAAACUUCGCCGUCUUUUGAGUUAACGAUUUCGACCUCGAUCGAAAAUUCUGUCCAAUAUCAAUAUUUUUCUUGGUUGUCAAGGCGUUUUUCUUCUUUGCGCCUUUAUUUUGCUGUCAGAUCUAAAGUUUUUGAAAGCAAUGGUGGUUGAAAACUAUUUUUGUGUUCAUUUGAACAAGUUGGAAAAUUGAAGCAGUAAAACCGACUACCGUCACUUGUUAUUUUCGAUGCUUGUGCGAAAUUAUAUAUAACUGGCAGAAAAAUAUUGAAAAAAGUUCAUACUCGGUUCAGUUAUCUCCUCGUUCUAUGAGCCUUUGGAAGCUGCUUCUGACUUUCCAAUUUUUCUUUUUCUGCAGGAAAUCACCCUGUUGGGUGGCAACAAGCAGUGCGACACCUGUCCCGAGUCGCCGAUCCGAUGUCGUUGGUCCAGGCCAACGCCGCGCAGUUCGAAGCCUUCCAGAACUUGCCCCCUGUCGAUUUGCAAGGCGGGACUCUUCUAGACGUUCAAGAGGUUGGAUUUAAGUUUGAGAAACUGUUCUGCUCUUUGAAGACCUUUUUUUUAGAUUUUCUGUCGUUCGAUUAGUUGAAAGAUGUUCUUUUUCCAAAAAUUGAGGAAGUAGUCUGCUGUAUAAGUUUAAAACUGAUAGUCGAAUAGUGGUAUUUGCUCUAAAGCAAAUUUUUUUUUUUAAUUUUCGAUGGAAAAUUUUGCGAAUCGGAAAAUACAGAAGCGUAAGACUAGGAAAAAAAGCCUUGCAAAAGAUGCUGAAGCAAUUUUUCUCGAUAGAGUAGACUUGAAUAUUUGUUGAACCUAAGGUUAAGGAAUAUUUAAAUAUUUUUUUUUAAUCUAACGUUUUCAUCCAAUUUUGAAAUAUCUCAAAAAAGCGCCUUUUCGUUUCUAAAAUUUUUGUUUUAGAGCUGUUAUUUUUCUCAAAAAGUGCCAAGUUGAGCACAUAUUGAACAAUCGGAUUAAAACGCGAAGCGAAUGUACAUGUUUGGGCAAGAACCACGCCUACAUUUUCCGGACCAGUUUUUUGGGGCUUAUGAUGACGUCACGGAAUAAUUCAGGAUGAGGAGGUCGACCCGAACGACGGCUGCCGUGUCCAGGUUAUCACCUACCGAAUCCUGUCGGCUGAUCAGACCGAGGAACUCACCAAAAUAUUCAGAAGAAAGGUUUUCUUGUCAUUUUUUUUACGGUUUUUGUUUUUAUUUUGUGGAUACAGUGCUUUUUUCUGUUGAGAUAUAACGACAAGUGAUUUUUUAAGAAUCAGGGUCACAUGAAGCGAUGGAAAAUUUGAACGUUUCGAAACGAAAAGCUUUUUAUUUCAUUUUCAUUCUUUCUUGUAAACAAAAUUCUCAUGUUUUGAUGGUUGUGACAAAUUUUUUCGUCGAAAUUAUCAUUUAAAUUUCUCUUUUCUCGAGGUUAUCACAAUUUGAACAUGGAUCCUCUAUAACUCAGGCCCUUCAGUUCUUCUCAUUUGAUAGAUUAUUGAAGUUAAUAAGUUUAAUUCACUUAUCUUUUUGAAAGGUCGCUUCUUAUCUCAAAAUGGUGUAUUAAAGAAGUGAAUCAUGUCGAAAAUCAAUUAUUUCAGAACUAAAUUCGGACAAGUUUCCCGUCCCAUAAUUUAAAAUAGUUCAUGUUCAUAAAUCGGUUUCAUUUUUUUUUUCUUCAGAUCAAAAUUGACUGUACACAGACGAUGCGACGAUUGGAGGUUUCGAACGGAAGAGAGGCCAAGGUUCCUUUUUUUUUUCUUUUUUCUUUUUGAUGCAUUACUCAUUGCCAUUUGUCGGCUGUCGCCUUCCUUUGAGUUUACUUUUUUUCAGAAGAAAUAUGUUCGCAAGUUUUACUCACAUGUUAUGAAAGAAAUAUCAAGAAUUGAUCGAUUAGUUGACACGGCGUUUCUGCCAGUUGAAGAAAAUGCAAGGAAUUUGAAACUCGGCAAAGUCUGCGCACUUCUCGAAAUUCGCCCGCGAAAUUUGAAAAAAAGUGGCUUUAUUUUUUUGAUUUUUUUGUCAAUUUUUUUUCAUAUUUUUUUCACUUUUUCUUUUCGUAGAUUGCUGAUAGUAUUGCGGGACCACGAUCGGGUUAUACUCUGGGCUGUUAGACGUUUUUUUGAAAGUAGUUCUGUGAGGCUAACUUUAAAACUCGUGAUGAAGAAGCGUUUUGAAAAAUCUCCACCUGUUUGUAUGGAACAUGUUUCACCCCAUUUUAUGUUUUUCUUAUUCUAUUUUUUUGUCGAUUGUUCAGAUUCCUAGGUUGUGGACAUCAAUGAGAUGAAAUUACAUGAAAAAAAGUCUGUGAAGUUGAGAAAGUAUGUUCCGGAAUUCAUUUAUAUCCGGAUAUUCCGUCAACUUUUUAUAAUAAAAAAGUACUUGCUGUAAAAAAACAUCUUUUAUUUGUUUCUCCACAGCAAUAUAGUUUUAUUUAAUCUCUUUUUAAUUUCCUCGUCUUUUUUUCUUCAAUGUUCAUUCGUUUCUCACACUUAUAUCAUCGGUUAACCUUAUUUUUCCAAAUUUUUUUGUGCAUGCACUAAACACGUCCUAAUUGACGGAGAAAAAGUGGGCGGGGCGUCGCAAAAAGAAAACACCGUGUUGAAUCUAGAAAUUCGAAGGAAAGAAAGACAAUAUGAUUUUGACAUAAAAAAAGACUUUUAAAUUUAAAAAUUUUCUCCAUAAUUCUUAGAUUUGAAUAAAAAAAUUUCCAGGUUGAAGAAAAAAAUGUGAACGAGUGCGGGGCGACAUCAAAGGAAUGAAACCUGUAGAAGUCGUCACGAAUAACUCCCAAAUGCUAGAACUAGACCCCAACAAUGCUCAGGUAAACUUAAAAUUUUUUUCUCCGUAACAAACCACUAGUGAAUCGGAAAUUAAAAAAAGGUUAGAAAGGUUUAUAAAUUUGAAAAAAACCUUACUAAAACUUGUAAAUUUAAAAAACUGACGCCGAUUAUGGUGUAUAGUACGCGAUUUUUUUUCAACGAGUUGUUUGCGUAUUUGACGUAAUAAUAGACGACAAUUUGCAAAUUGUUUUCUCCUUUUUUUAAAAAUUUUUUUUCACUAUGUUUUCAUUUAAGAAAUUCUGUUUUAACUUCAUAGUUAUCGUCUGAGAAUUUCAGGAUGUCGCCAUAUCCAAUGCUCUGCGACAAGUGCCUGACACUUUUUUCAAUAUUUUGAGCAAGGAAAAGGACAUGUUUGGUGAGAUUUUUUCGUUUUUUUAAUAAUUAUUUCAAAAUUUCAGUAAAAAUGUACCCCGAUCUGUUCGAGAAGAUGAGGUCUGAAUCUUCAUUGAUUCCAUCGACAACGACUGAAGUGAUAACGAAUCCUGAUGGUUCUACAACAACGAGGAUGCGAAGUAGUAAAUCUUACAGGUAAUUUUUGCGCUGAAAAAUGGACCUUUUAGGACUUACAAGGGCAAUUCAGUAUUGGUAAGUUUUUCAUGUCUAGAAACAUCAAAGAUGCUCUGAGUACACAUUUUACAAAAAUGUUUUAAAAAAGAGCCUGUCCAAAAGUCAAAGCGAACUCAUCGCUACAGAUUUCAAUUUUUGCAUAAUCGCCCGGUCCAUCCGCAAAACGGCAACAAAAAAAAAGAAAUUGAAAUCGAUUCGAAAGUUUUUCAGCUCGCAUUUUUCCCGUCAGGAGACCUUCAUCAAUGGCGUGAAGCAAAUGUCGAAGAGCAAGUUUCGCGCUUUUGUCGAGUACCGCGUGAGUUUUAACAGCUGUGUAAUUUUGUUAGAAGAGAUUUGUUUAUAUAUUCCAAUAAAAAAUGCUGUUCUCCGAAAGAAAAAAAAAUGGAAGAUUUCACCUUCUUUUCUGUAAGUUUGUUUUCUAUUAGUUUUGAGGCUAUAUUUUUGUAAGUACUUUUACACGCUUUCAAGUUUGGAAUGAAUAAAAUAUAAAUGUCUGGGAAAUUUUUCGGAAAGUAAAGAUGUUUUUAGAAAUGAAAGUAAAAGUCAAUUAAAAAAGGCCUUAAUUUUGAAUGAAUUCAUUUCCAAUUCAAGUGUUCAGGGGCCAGAAGGAGGUUUCCACGUCAAGCUCACCGAUCAUGACGAUGAUGAGCUUUCUGAAGACGAGGAGGACGACAAAACUAGCCGGUAAAUAAGGAAAACGAUUGAUUUUUGAGUUUCAAGAAAACAUGAAACUAAAAUUAUGGUUAUUAUUCAUCAUCCUCCCUUUUUUUGAAAAAAAUAAAAGUGACCUUUUUGGUUCAGAACUCUCUCGGAGAUCACGGACGAGUCGGAAAUCAUUUCAACGGGUCCGGCGGUCAAAAAAGAAGUCCAAAAAAGGCACGAAAAAGCCUGGUUUGCGGCGAAAGAACUAGUGGACAGCGAGCAGAGAUACGUCGAAAAGCUGAAGCUUCUUGGCGAGGUACAGGAAUUACUUGAAAUGUGAAGAAAAGUAUUGCAUUCAAGACAUUCCGGCUGCGGAUUCUGAAGGAGAAAGAUUUGAUGAACGGCGACAAGCAGGCGAAGUUGUUCGCCAACGUCGCCUCGCUCUAUCAGUUCCACAACACUCAUUUCCUGCCCCAAAUGAUGGACGCGAUCCGAGAAUGGCAGACCACUAAAAGGUACUGUACUAUUUUUGGAAAAUGUAUGAGAAAUGUGAAAGGAUCAAUGAGGCUAUUUAGAUGGAUCUUUUUCAUUCAUUCUGUUUUUGUUUUGAAUUUUCCAUGGGUCAAAAAAAAAUGAUGGAACAAACAAGAAACACAAAAUUCAACUAAUUUGAAAAAUAUGAAUGAUGCUAUUAAGAAUGAAAAGCGUUUUUUAAGGAUUUAAGCUAAAAUCUUCAAUUUUUUCCUUGAUCAGUGUGGAAAAAAAGACAGUCUCAGUGAAAUAUUCCCAAGCUUGUUUUGAUAGAUACGCCUGAAGAAUUAUUUUUUUGUAUUGAUAUGUUUGCUCGGAAGCAGAAAAAUUCAUUUCUUUAAAAAGAAUUUUUGUUGUUUUUCCGAGUUGUUUCCGGUGUCGAUCAAUGACCACGUUCUUUUUAGAAUUAAAAAUCUUUGUAUUUAUUUUGUUGCCCUGUUUACGAUAUUGUUCAAUUGAUAAGUGAACGCCAACAUUUUUUUAGAAUUAAAAAAAUGUUCCAAAUUCGAAAAACCGCCCACGAUAUCCGUUUCCUUUUCAAAUUUACGGCGCCUUUGUUUAAAUUCGCAUUAACCCAAAUUCUGGUCAACGAAAAGGACAGUUCCAUUUCUCAAUCAGAAAAAAAUAUUCUCAAAAAAAAAAGAACCAUGGGACGUUUUACGACCGCCCUGGGACCUUUUUAUCGUCGAGGAAAAAAUAUUUUCUUUUUUCCGCUAGUCCUUUGUUGGAUUUGAGCAACGAGGCAAACAUUCAUUCUCGUCAAACAAUUUUUUUCCCCUUUCCUGAGACGUUUCUGAUAAGAUUUUGAGAAGAAAGAAAGGUCAUUUUUCGAGAUUGAGGGGCUGGAAAAUAUUGGAAAUAAAGUUUGGAGGUGAAGAAAUGAGACUUGGGUUUCUUGAGUUCGUAAAUUAUAAAAUGGAAUAGAAUUGCAAAGAGGAGUUUGGAGGAAUCGAAUCGAAGAAUGAUCAUUAUCAUUAUUUGGAGUUAUUUUCGUUUUUUUAGAAGAUCCAAUAAAAUUUCAUGUUUCUGAAAACGAAUAGCUCAAACAGAACGUGGAAGGCGCCUAUAGACUCUCAAGGAAAAUUUUUUUUAGGUGUGGUAAAAAAACAUCUGUAUUGAAAGUUGUUUUUAGGAGUUUUCCAUCCUUCGUAUGUGAAUGAAAAGUUAAUAAAUUUUUAAAAUUAGAGAGUAUAUAGCCCGACAGCUGUUUUAAGUAUGAGAAAGUUCAGUUCCUAGGCUUUGAGCCUGUCGAAUUUCUGAAUCUUCAGACUUCCUGUGUGAAAAUUCGUAUAGCAAUCAAGAAUCAAUGAGUUGUAUCUCUCUAAGUUUUGAAAUUAUUUCAGGUUAUCACACGUGGUUCGAAAGCAGGCGCCGUUCCUGAAGAUGUAUUCUGAAUACACGAACAACUACGACCGUGCCAGCAAGCUGUUCGAGGAACUCAGGAAGAAGAAGAAGUUCAACGACGUCGUCAAGGAGAUUGAAGUAAUUGAGAAAUUGGAAAAUCAAUGAAAACAAAUGAAUUCAGAAACAACCGGAAUGCGAUGGUCUUCCCUUGUCCCAUCACCUGAUUUGUCCUGUUCAGAGAGUCAUGAGAUAUCAGUUAUUACUUCAGGUGAUUUUGAGUUCCUUGGUGAUUAUCCAUUAUUAUCCAUGAUUUCAGGAGUACAAGAAGCACUUGGAAGAGACGGACGUGGAUUACGAAGAUACGGCCGUCGCUCUGGAACUCGUCCUUCAAGCCGCAGCUCACGCCAAUCAGAUGAUGAAGCGAUUGGUUGAUAAUUCGUUUCUCAAACAUUAUUCAUUGAUUUUGUUUCCAGGAAGGCUUCAGCAAGCUGGUUGAAGUACAGGAACAACUCGGCAACUCUAUUUCCUUGGUCUCACCUGGCAGGGAACUCAUCAAAAGUGGUCCUAUUCAGGUAAUUAGGAGUAUGAAGUUUUCAAGAAAAAGUAAAGUCAAAAAAAGGAGCUCCCAAAGUUAUUUUUACUCCUUUUUUUUUAGAUGGUCUUAACCUACUUUAGAGAUUCAUACACCUUUUUUUUGCAAGUGGUUUCUCAGACUUUUUGUAAAUGUCCUAUUUUUUUUUGUGCUUCAUAAACUGGACUAUAUGUUACUAACAGUAUAAUUCUCACACUCUUCUAAAAAAAUUUGUCAAUUUUUUUCAAAAUUUUUUUUAGCUUUUUUUCCUAUUCACGAAGAGUGAAAUUCAUAAGAAUCGAUAAAUUUUUCCACUCAAAAAGUCUUUUUUUUUCAGAAAAUCUCCUCGACCACUGAGAAAGCAGAAGAGCGGUUCAUUUUUCUGUUCAACGACAUGUUGAUCUUAGCCAGCGAGCGGAAGAUGAUCGGCAUGGCGAAAUACAAGCUGCGGGCCGUGUUCAACGCCGCCAGCAUGCAGAUCGGCGAGGGCGACAACUUGGAACGCGAACAUUCGUUCUACGUCCGCGGCUCUUCUGGGAACUCGGCCGUGCGAAGGGUCGAACUCUUCACCGGUACGUUCGUGUCUUCUUGAAAAAAAGUGGCGUUAAUCAUCUUUUUUCAAAUUUCCUAGAUGAGUAGGUCCUCGUCGAAAAUCAUUCUUCAAACCUUUGUGUAGCUUCUGUUCAGAAUUGGUAGACCUGAGUUAUAUUUCUGUAAUCAACAUCAUUUCAAUACUGUCUUACUUAAUUUUCAAGCGUUCUUAUCUUUAGACCUUAGCUUCUUACCUUCUUACCUUCUGGUUAGAAAGAUCUGUUUGAUAAAUUCGAAAAUACUUGAAAAGUGGAUAAAAUGAGAGCCUUCAUUUCACCGACACUAUUCCCUGUACGCUCAAGAAAUAUUAAUCUCAUAAAAAUAAUUUUUUAGGAACUUGCUUUGAAAGAAAUUUUUCAGUUUUUUUCAUUAUGUCAACCAUGAAGUGUUGAAAGGCUUUUUCAUUCGAAAAAAAUAGAGGAUUUUUCAAAGCUUUUAUGUUAGUUUUGAUUAGCACCUAGAAAAUAUUGUUGUAUAAUGAUUAUUUUUCUCAUCCCCGUCUUUUUUCAGAAUCGCAAAAAGAAAAGAGUGAUUGGGUCGAUUCGAUUUUCUCAAUCAUUGAUGAUGCUUGUGCUGGAACUUCUAGUGUGGUCGGUUUUUUUUUUGUAAAAUCCUUAGGAGAAGUUUUAUUUUCUGAAAUUCGAAAAUUUCAGAGAUCAAGCGUUAGUGAGUACAACAACAACGGCUGCAGUGAGUCGCGAAAUUGCUCGGAAUGCGAUUUUGAGUUUAGGUAGUUUGAAAAAAAAAUUUGGAUCUCUUGAAAAAUAUGUUUCUUCAGUUUAUGGUCCCGUGGAGUGAAAUGCUCCAAGUGUAAGCGGAAAAUGUGCAAAAAGUGUUUUGGCCGGUACAGGACGGAGAGCAAAAGGAGCCGCGUCUGCGAAAGUUGUACGAAGAGCGCGGUUAGUUCUUGUUUAUUUUUAUCAGAAAAAGUUUCAAAAAUCUAUUGAUUUAUUUUCCAGACGAGCGACGGAUUGCGUCGUUGUGUCUCGACUCAAUCCAACGCCAGAUCCAACUUGCUCUACAAACCAGCCGCCGGUAAAGGAGUCCUUCAUGCCAGUAGAAUCAAGGUUUGUACCUUUGAAGAGUACGACUGUCCCUUGGGUCAUCACUUUUGGAAUCUCCAUGAAGAUCUCAAAAAAUAAUUGCAGUUCCGAGGCACUCUGGGCAAAGUUUUCGACCGGUAUAUGGUGGUCCGCAACGACUUCUGCUUGUACUCCUAUAACACUCCGGAGGUAGAUUGAACAUCUGCAGAUAAACUUUUCCAGUCUUCUGACAAUUUAAGUUCAGAAUCUGUUUCUCAAUCGAUUGAAAUUUUAAAAAAACCAAAUUUUUGGAAAAAAAGAUUAUAUUUAUGAAAGAAGACAAUCUCAUUAAAUAAUUCAAUUAAAGAUCAAAAGUUGACAGGUUGCGUUUCUGUUUCAAAAUAACUGGAAAAAAAUCAUUUUACAAUGUUUUUUUAAAUGAACUGGAAAAAAAUAAUCCGCAUUACGUGUAUGAGCACAAACUUUUUUUUUCUUAGGGACGAUUUUUCAAUUUUAAAACAGGAAUACUUGUCCAUGUAAGCCUAGAAGACGCAGGACAACUUUGCUUUCAAACCUGUAGGCGAAAAAAAUGAAAGCGUUUUUUACUGAACUUGAUUGUAACGCCUCCUUUUAAACCGCUUGCGGGUAAGUCAGACUCAGAAACGAAAUAGAGAGCCUCAGAAAAAAUUUUUUCUUCCCUUUUAGUAUUCACCGCACUUAUGUUUUUAAAUAACGCGUAGAACAAGGUAAAGUAUUUUUAGAGUCAAGGAAGAAUUCUCAGAUGAAGUGCAAGAAGUUAGCUGGUUUUCUUGCAGGACGAAUGCGCCCUGGCGAUGCUGCCUCUGCCAGGCUGCGAGGUGAAGAUCUGCGGCGAGAAGUACACGUUCUCGGUGAGGGUCGGCGCCCGGAGGAUGUACACGAUGACGGCGGAGGACGAGCAGUGCCAGGCCCGUUGGAUGGCCGUCUUGGACCUCGCCGCCAACGCCCAGCUCAAUGGAAACGUUUCAUGA
This is a messenger RNA of Caenorhabditis auriculariae, 17362 nucleotides long. The record is from the annotation of a GenBank genome assembly. NCBI's taxonomy places the organism in Eukaryota, Metazoa, Nematoda, Chromadorea, Rhabditida, Rhabditidae.